GGGCCGGUGUCUGCGCGCAGCGUGCGCGGCCGCGUGGGCCAUGGGGCGGCGGGCGCGGGGUCGGCGGCUCCAGCAGCAGCAGCGGUCGGAGGGCGUGGAGGACGGCGCCGAGGGCGGCGGGAAGCGCAGCGAGGCGGGCUGGGAAGGCGGGUACCCCGAGAUCGUCAAGGAGAACAAGCUGUUCGAGCACUACUACCAGGAGCUCAAGAUCGUGCCCGAGGGCGAGUGGGACCAGUUCAUGGGCGCACUCCGGGAACCCCUUCCGGCCACUUUGAGAAUUACUGGCUACAAGAGCCAUGCAAAAGAAAUUCUCCAUUGCUUGAAGAACAAGUAUUUCAAGGAAUUGGAAGACCUGGAGGUGGAUGGUCAGAAAGUUGAAGUUCCACAGCCACUAAGUUGGUAUCCUGAAGAACUUGCCUGGCACACAAAUUUAAGUCGGAAAAUCUUGAGAAAAUCUCCACAGUUGGAAAGGUUUCAUCAGUUCCUGGUUAGCGAAACCGAAUCUGGAAACAUCAGCCGACAGGAAGCCGUCAGCAUGAUCCCACCGCUGCUGCUUAAUGUUCAGCCACAUCAUAAGAUCUUAGAUAUGUGUGCAGCACCUGGAUCAAAGACCACGCAGUUGAUUGAAAUGCUGCAUGCUGACAUGAGUGUUCCCUUUCCAGAGGGAUUUGUGAUUGCUAAUGAUGUGGACAACAAACGCUGCUAUCUGCUUGUUCAUCAAGCCAAAAGGUUGAGCAGUCCCUGCAUCAUGGUGGUCAACCAUGACGCAUCCAGCAUACCUAGACUCACCAUAGAUGUGGAUGGAAGGAAAGAGGUUCUCUUCUAUGACCGGGUUCUGUGUGAUGUCCCUUGUAGCGGAGAUGGCACUAUGAGGAAAAACAUUGAUGUUUGGAAGAAGUGGACCACCUUAAACAGCUUGCAGCUGCAUGGCUUACAGCUACGGAUUGCCACCCGAGGAGCUGAGCAGCUGGCAGAGGGUGGGAGGAUGGUGUACUCAACAUGCUCGCUGAACCCCAUCGAGGAUGAAGCAGUCAUAGCCUCUCUGUUGGAGAAAAGUGAAGGUGCUCUUGAACUCGCUGAUGUGUCUGCUGAAUUGCCAGGGCUGAAGUGGAUGCCAGGCGUUACACAGUGGAAGGUUAUGACCAGGGAUGGGCAGUGGUUUGCGGAUUGGGCCGAUGUUCCCCAUAGCAGGCAUACCCAGAUUCGACCUACCAUGUUCCCACCAAAGGAACCGGAGAAGUUAGAGGCGAUGCACUUGGAGCGGUGCCUUAGAAUAUUACCACAUCAUCAAAAUACUGGAGGGUUCUUUGUGGCAGUAUUAGUGAAAAAAUCUUCCAUGCCAUGGAAUAAACGUCAACCAAAGGUACAGGGCAAAUAUCUAGAGACCAGAGAAGCCACACAGUUGAGCACUGCAACUCCCACAGAGGGGAAACCUGUGGAUGCCUUAGAGCCAGAAAGUCAGCUGGUCACUGGAACUGGUGACUCAGAGAUAACAACACCCGAGAAUUUAGAGAAUAAUGAAAAUAAGAAAGAUGGCGUGUGUGGUCCUCCUCCGUCAAAGAAAAUGAAGUUAUUUGGAUUUAAAGAGGAUCCAUUUGUGUUCAUUCCUGAAGAUGACCCAUUGUUUCCACCUAUUGAGAAAUUUUAUGCUUUGGAUCCGUCAUUCCCAAGAAUGAAUUUGCUAACUCGAACUACAGAAGGGAAGAAAAGGCAACUCUACAUGGUCUCUAAGGAGCUGAGGAAUGUGCUGCUGAACAACAGCGAGAGGAUGAAGGUUAUUAACACAGGGAUAAAAGUCUGGUGUCGAAAUAACAGUGGUGAAGAAUUUGAUUGUGCCUUCCGGUUGGCACAGGAGGGAAUAUAUACAUUGUAUCCAUUUAUUAAUUCAAGAAUUAUUACGAUAUCAAUGGAAGAUGUGAAGACAUUGUUGACUCAAGAAAAUCCAUUUUUUAGAAAACUCAGCAAUGAGACAUACAGUCAAGCCAAGGACCUGACAAAAGGAAGUGUCGUGCUGAAGUAUGAGCCGGAUUCUGCGAAUCCAGAUGCCCUGCAGUGCCCCAUUGUGCUGUGUGGCUGGCGGGGAAAGGCCUCCAUUCGAACUUUCGUGCCCAAGAAUGAACGACUCCAUUACCUCAGGAUGAUGGGGCUGGAGGUGUCUGGAGAAAAGAAGAAAGAGGGGGUUGCUCUCACUGAAGACAGCACAGCCACCACUGAACUGCCGGAGGAUGGGCUGGGUGAGGAGUUGAGAGCAGAGGAGGCAGGCCUUCCGGAUGCCACCCCUGGCUGUGACCCCACAGCACCCGAUCCACCCCGAUGAGGACACCCCACAGCGCACGAUCCACCACGAUAAGCUAAUAAUGAUGAUGCGUAUAUCAUCAAGGGCCGGUCUCCGUUGGCCCUUGGUGACAAACUAAAUUAAGAAUGUCUUCUGAGCUGUAAAGUAUAUAUUUUUUAAAACUGAAAACUGAUGGAAAGAUCGAUGGAGCAGUCUGGGAGGAUUGGUACUGCUUCUGGGUGGAGCUCGUGAGAAAGUGUCUUUUAGCUCCCCUCCUAGUCGCUUGUCUGUCAUGGUGACAGGCUUUCACCUUUAAGCCAUCCUCCUCUCAAGAAAGUUGCCCCUGUAGAAUGUCUGGUCCCUUUUCUUAGACCUAUAUUGGUCUUAAGGUCCAGUCUCUUAAGUUAUUUAUAGGAAGAAUUUAUAGCUCCUUAUAAAGUCUUGGGGACGUCCCUUGGCUUCCUAGCAGUGUUGAGUUGCACAUGGGCAGUGUGGAGAGGAUGUGCAGUGGGGUUGUUAUCUGGACCUCAGAUGACUUCUGUGCCUUUGUAAUAAAAGGUGAAUAUAACUUUUCAGAGUAAGUUCUCUGUUGUGAACUGGGAUACUAAUUACGGGGCCUUUACGUGCUUUUAUUCAGUUUUUAUUUCUAAAUGGGGUUGGGGUCUUUUUUUAUUUUAAAUGAGGUUGGGAACCCUUGAGAUGUUUAAAUAAAGAGCUAUUAAUGAUGAUGCGUA
This is a messenger RNA of Marmota flaviventris (yellow-bellied marmot), 3009 nucleotides long. RefSeq names its product NOP2/Sun RNA methyltransferase 2 (gene Nsun2). Lineage: Eukaryota; Metazoa; Chordata; Mammalia; Rodentia; Sciuridae. The record is from RefSeq and is a predicted model, not a curated record. Gene Ontology annotation, biological process: tRNA methylation. Gene Ontology annotation, molecular function: tRNA (cytidine-N5)-methyltransferase activity; tRNA binding. Gene Ontology annotation, cellular component: nucleus; cytoplasm.